CGCCAUCUCUGCUGUUUCUAAAAUGACACCGUAUGAGGGAGACAUAGUCAAUGGAAUAACAACAACACUGAAUGUUGUCAAAUAUGGAUAGAUAAACUUGUCACUAUUGUCUUAUUUGACUUGUUCAUGUUUUCUCACAGCCCUGUAGGGGGCGACCAAGGUCAAAGUUCGAUUCCAAUUUCCUUAGCUGCUAUUGUCAGUGACAGACUGCAUACAGUAGUGUCAUCUUUACAGAUAUGUUCAGUGUGUUGUCAAGAUUGGUUGCCUGGUACUGUAAACAUCCCCGACUGGAAGCUGUGAUGUACAUGUUCUAGCUUUCAGUAGGGUGUUUGCUGCUCCAUUCUUCCGCAGACUCCUAGACCAGUGUUGUUGUUUGUAGAUCCAGGGCUGCAUUCCAGUCAAAAUUAGCAGCACCUUCUCUUCCUCCCAUCACUUGGAGUAAACCCUCCAGUGAUGUAUGUAUGGCAAAGUGGAUGAGGGAAGCGGUUGCAAGUAAAAGUGGAUCGGGACCACAGGAGGCUGCUGAGGGGAGGAUGGCUCAUAAUAAUGGCCAGAACUGCAUGAAUGGAAUGGCAUACGUUUGCUGUAUUUGAUACCAUUCUGCUCCAGCCAUUACCACAAGCCUGUCCUACCCUGUUAAGAUGCCACCAACCUCAGGUUUGCAUCUGCAUUUAAAUAACUGAAUGUUAUUGUUUGUACAUCUGGUGUUUCCCAGACACGAGUGUGUCUGACCCAAGUGAGUGCGCUUUACUUCCAGUUCUACUGCUGUGGAAACGGAAGUAUCCUAGCUUCUCCAUUCUGAGUGUAGUUACUGUAAACAUCCUACACUCAGCUAUAGCCUGUAUGGAAGGCUGGGGGGAGGGUGUUUACUUUGGCUGGCUUGGACAGCUUCAAUCUGCAUGGAUGGGAUUUAAUGGAUCACUCGUGACGAGAUGGAAAUAUUUAUUUUUGUACGAACAGAGAAGAAGGCUGCAAUUAAUUCCCAUUGGUAGUUUUUUAAAAUGAGAAACCUAACAUGUAGAAGAUGCAAUCAAUGGAUGAUAUGUGGAUGCAUUGUCACCGAUCAAUAAUGACAAUACUGUUUGUUAUUGCAAAAAAAUAAACUUUGCAAAUGUGUAUUGAUUGACUGACUGUUUCUUUUAUUCCUUGGAAUGUUUAAUGUAUAUCACAGUUUAUAGCAUACUAGUAGCCUAACAUUUUUAUGGACCUGGUUGAAAAUGGUAGUGAUUACUGAAGAAAAUGCACAUUCAUUCACAAAUUGAAAUGUUUUGCCAGUUCACACACCUGUAUUCAAAAUCCAUGUAGGCUACAUUAAUUUAAAGCUGAAUUAUUUCAUCACAUUAUUUAUAUAAAUUCGUUUUCUACUGUUACGGGAACAAAUGUAAUAACCAUUGAGCAUAUCUUGGCGUGAGUAACCAAUCAUGAUAUGUCAGAGGAUUUUUGUAAUAAGGAGAGUACUGUACACGAUCCCAUUCAAAAGAAUGGAGUGGAAACCUUUUACAAAUGUAUCAAGGGUAGACUAUGCCUUCUGGUCAUCCCAGCCACUGGGGGAGAACAUCCCAAACCAGCCUGCUUUGCUCUCCACAGGAAGACUUUAUCCGCCAUAUUUGUUGUCGCAGAUUCGCCAGAAACCUUCCUCAAAACAAAUAAAAAUACGAUUUUCAAUUACUUAUUCAAUAAGUAAUGUAGAUAUAAAUAAAUGUACAUGUAACUCUUAGGGUAUUACGUUUUAUUUUACAAACAUGGCGACGUCAACUGCAGGUGGGACUUCCUCCAUCUUCAUGUGUAAACUGUGCAACCUGUUCUCUCCACACCGCGCACAGCUCCUCUCCCAUGUGUCUGAGAAGCACCACACAGAGGGGCUCAACGCUGAUGACAUCAUUGUGGCCCUCAUGCCAUUGACAGCUCCACUGGAGAAUGGUGGAGGUGAGCACCUCCUCAAAGCAGCCAGGGAUACUAAUAGUCGAGAUAGCCCUGUUAAGAGAAAACGAGGACGUCCUAAGGGCUCAACCAAGAAGAUUGUAGCUGAUGGGCCCAUGACAGAGACUACUAGCCCCAACCAGAAAAAGCAGAAACAACAGACAGUAGAGGCUCAAUCAGAAGCUGGGCCAGUGGACGAGGAAGAACCAGAGGACAACAAUGCCCUGGACUGCAAGAAGUGCAACCGUGUGUUCGGCAACAGACGACAGAUCAUGAAACACAUCUGCUUGGUGGACCUCAGAGAGGAUGAGGAUCAGGAGGACAACGACAAAGAGUUUGAGGCUCAACCUGGCGCAGCAGAAGGCAAAGAGGAGGAUCGGGAGAGAAGCUCAAAGAGGCCACGGCCACUCCGCUCUGAGAGGGUUUCUCUUGUGAAGGAGCAGGAACCAGCAGGAGGCCCCAAGAACCCCAUCAUCAGUGUGGUUCUGACCGCUCAUGAGGUACUUCCUGGUGCGACAAGGAUAGUGCCGAUCGAGGCCACCCCGGCAGAGCCAGUUACUCCAGCAGACACAGACCCUCAGGAGGCAGGACAGAAGAGAGGAUUUCAGGAGUAUUCCAUACAACAAGCUGCUUAUGAAGUACCAUUAAAGUCAAACAGAAUAGGACAGACCCAGUUGAAGAUCUUCACCUGCGAAUACUGCAACAAGGUCUUCAAGUUCCGCCACUCGUUGCAGGCCCAUCUGCGAACCCACACCAACGAGAAACCCUUCAAGUGCCCACACUGUGACUACGCCAGUGCCAUCAAAGCCAACCUCAGCGUUCACUUGCGCAAGCACACGGGAGAGAAGUUCAGCUGUGAACACUGCUCCUUCCAGUGCCUCAGCAAGGGCCACCUCAAGGUGCACGUGGAGAGAGUUCACCACAAGAUCAAGCAGCACUGUCUCUUCUGCAAAAAGAAGUACUCUGAUGUCAAAAACCUGCUGAAACACAUGAGGGAGAGCCACGACCUAGAGGACAAGAAGGUGAAGGACUCCUACCAUGAGUAUAGUCUACAGACCAGGGAAGGCAAGAGGCAGCUCCUCUACGACUGCCAGAUCUGCGACCGCAAGUUCAAGAACGAGCUGGACCGUGACCGCCACAUGAUGGUUCACGGUAGCGAGAGGCCGUUCGGCUGCGAGCUGUGUGACCACGGCUGCACCAAGUUUCAGGCUCUCCAGGCUCACGUCCGUAAGCAUCCCUUCCUCUACGUGUGUGCCGCCUGCCAGCAGAAGUUUGUCAGCUCCGUGCGGCUGAAGACCCACCUGAAGGAGGCUCACCCAGAGUCAGAGGAGGCGGUUGGGUUCUCAGAGUCCAUCAACAGCAGCUUCUGUCUGCUGGAGCCGGGGGACGACAUCAAGAGAGAGAUGCUGAGACAGGAUGAGAUCAGGAUGGCUGAGGAGCUAUCUCUACUCAACGCCCAGCAGGAGGAGGAGGAGGCCUUCACUGGUGACCCCUCAGAGGAACAGGAGGAGGCCUUCACUGGUGACCCCUCAGAGGAACAGGAGGAGGCCCUCACUGGUGACCCCUCAGAGGAACAGGAGGAGGCCUUCACUGGUGACCCCUCAGAGGAACAGGAGGAGGCCCUCACUGGUGACCCCUCAGAGGAACAGGAGGAGAGGAACAGGAGGAGGCCUUCACUGGUGACCCUUCAGAGGAACAGGAGGAGGCCUUCACUUGUGACCCUUCAGAGGAACAGGAGGAGGCCCUCGCUGGUGACCCCUCAGAGGAACAGGAGGAGGAGACCCCUCGCUGGUGACCCCUCAGAGGAGCAGGGUGAGGGAGAGGAACAGGAGGAAGGACUGGGAGAGGAACAGGUGGUCCCUGAUCCGGGGCCUGAGGAGACGUGCGUGUUAAAUCAACCUGCACAAGAGACUGAGACUCUACAAGACAAAACUGAGCCAAUCAGUCCUGAACAAACCCAGACAGCAAGCAAAGGCAUGACCCAGGAAGUAAUCAGUGAGGAGAGACCUGAUAAGACACUGAUGGAGGAAGACAAGCCUCAUGGGGAGAAUAACGUCAUUGUGGCUGAACAAGACACUUUGGUAGAAAGGCCUUCAGGCAAGGAGGAGUCAGUGGUGGGCCACCAGCAGCAUCCAGAAGAAGACAAAGGUUCUUCAUCAACAUCACAAGGUCAUGUUGAGGAGACUCUCCGGUCUUUGGUUCUGAUUCAGGGGGAGGUCAUAGGUCAAACAAACGCUUCAGCUGGCCCACAAGGAGAAGAUGGCACGACGGAGGAGAGGAGCGCUUUCCAACAGAUUCUAGAUAAGUUGCAGAAAAGGCAGCUGAACAUGGUUGUCUUUGACAGAAUCCGAAAAGUAUACGGGGACCUGGAAUGUGAAUACUGUGGAAAGCUCUUCUGGUACCAAGUGCACUACAACAUGCAUGUGCGUACUCACACAAAAGAGCAUCUACAUUACUGUACCCAGUGCAGCUAUUCGUCCAUCACCAAGAACUGUCUGAAGCGACACCUGAUCCAGAGACACAGUAACAUCCUGCUCCAGUGCCCCAUGGAACACUGUCAGUACUGCACACCUGACAAGUACAAGCUGCAGGCCCACCUCAAAACACACUUUGACAAUGAGAAGAAAAGCUUUGCUUGCCCUGUGUGUGAGGAAACGUUCACUGAAGAUAAACUUAAGCAUCAUAUCAAGAGCUUUCAUCCAGAUACGCCGAUGAACACCAUCUCCGAGGCGCUUGGGGUGAGGGUGCAGAUGAAGGGCUUGAUCGGGAAGAGAGCGUCUAAGUGUCCUUACUGUGACAGCUACUUCAUGAGGAACGGAGCUGAUCUGCAGCAGCACAUCUGGGCUCACCAAGGUAGGACACCCUUCAAGUGUUCCCUGUGUGACUACGCCAGCCGCAGUAAGAGCAACCUGAAGGCCCACAUGAGCAGACACACCACGGAGAAGAAGCACCUGUGUGACAUGUGUGGCAAGAAGUUCAAGUCCAAGGUCACUCUGAAGAGCCACAAGCUGAUGCACACAGAGGACGGCAAGCAGUUCCAGUGUACAGAGUGUGAUUACAGCGCUGCACAGAAACCUCUACUGGUACGACACAUGGAGCAGCACGCCUCUUUCAAGCCCUACCGCUGCGGCCACUGUCACUACUCCUGUAACAUAGCAGUGAGUCUGAAGAGACAUUACAGCAAGAAGCACCCCAACCAGGAGUACUGUAACGCAGGGCCUGGGCCAGCCACCUCUGAGGCUGUGGAACAGCAAGGUGGAGUGAAGUGUCCUGUGUGUGACUAUGUGUACGGUACCAAGUGGGAGAUGAACAGACACCUGAAGAACAAGCAUGGCCUCAAAGUGAUUCAGAGUGAUGUGCUUGGUCUCAACCAAUGGGAGGUGGUGGAACAGUCGGUGGAGGAGCCCCUUACCCAGUACCUCCACAUCACUGAGACAGAGGACCCUCAGGGGACCGAAGCUGCCGUGUCGGCCCUCCAGGAUCUCAGGUUCACAGAGAACGGGGUGGUGGCGACCACCACAGAAGGGCUGGAUCCCACAGCGGUUAACAUCCUGCAGCAGAUCAUUGAGCUGGGGGCAGAGUCUAAUGAUGCCACAGCAGCCUCCAUGGUGGCCAUGGUCCCUGGCAGAGUGACUGUGGUGGAGCAGGUGGCUGAGGAGGAGGAGCAGGGGAGCCACACUGUGAUGAUCCAGGACCCCUUCCAGCAGGCAGCCUCCAUGGGGCUGGGUGAGGAGCACCAUCUGGUGGUGUCGUCUGAUGAUGUGGAGGGCAUGGAGACGGUCACCGUGUACACUCAGGGAGAGGACGCCUCCCAGUUCAUCGUCUAUGUCCAAGAGGCUGUGCAGACCGAGGAGCAUACUGUGGAAUCUAUCUGAGCAGGACAGAGCGUUGGUGCAGGCAUGGAGGAGCAGUCAACAGUUUCAUCCCGGGUCAUUCAGUAGGUGGAAGACAUUUUUAACACGGGGAGAUAUUACCUGAACUUGUCCAAUUAGAACACAGAUGUAUUGUUCCGUUGCUAGACAUUUUUCUACAGUGUGUCCUAAUGAACUCCACCCUGGCUUGCUCUAUGAAACCCACAACCAAUCUCCAAUGGCUUUGAUUGGAAUAACAUAGUGGCUUGAAAUGUAUCAUUUCAUCGCUUAUGCCUUUUCUCCGUGAUUAGCAUAUCCUUACGUUAAUUCAACUUAAUAUAUCAAAAGGUUUUUCUUAGAAAACAAGAAUUUGGAAUGUACUUUUUAUACAAGUGUAUAAUUCAAAUAUUCCUGGCGUGAUUCAAUCUGUAACGCUGUGGACAAUGAGCCUUUGUUACCGCGUUCACAGAGAUCACAUUCAAGGCAAACGCCUUAAAUCGGAAAUGACCUUUUAAAAUAUCAAGAGCCUUUUCAGAUUGCGUCUCGGCCUUUUACUUAACUUACAACAUAGUUGCAGUUUCCGCAUGAUGUGCCUUUAAUGUUUACAACGGAUCAUUUACAGGACUGGAUUGGUGAUCAUGUUUUUCUAUAUACACCCCCCCACCCCAAUCCUGUUGACUAAUAUUUCUACACCUAUUGGAAUGGUAGUCCAUGAACAAUUAAACAUAUCAUGACA
Oncorhynchus gorbuscha (pink salmon) is the source of this 6507-nucleotide messenger RNA. Its product is annotated as zinc finger protein ZFAT-like. The record is from RefSeq and is a predicted model, not a curated record. Gene Ontology annotation, cellular component: nucleus. The transcript is spliced from 19 exons. Gene Ontology annotation, biological process: regulation of gene expression. The coding region runs from base 1743 to 5795 and encodes 1350 amino acids. NCBI's taxonomy places the organism in Eukaryota, Metazoa, Chordata, Actinopteri, Salmoniformes, Salmonidae.